AUGGCCCACAGGGUGAUAAAACCACGCAAGAAACGUCCAUCUGUUAAUUUAGACACGUCAACUUGUCUUCAUGUUUAUGUUUAUGAAGGCAAUCAAGGGGAAAUCACUCAGAUCUUAAAUAACAAGUUUAGUGAGUACAUAUUGGAUGCCAGAGACGAUCUUGGACGUACACCUUUAUAUCUGGCUGCCUGUUACAGACGAAAUGAACUGGCUAAACAACUCCUUGGGGCUGGAUGUGAUGCCAAAAUUCCCCAGGAUAACGGCAACACUGUGUUACACGAAGCUGUAGAGAAAAACUCUCAAGAUAUUGUGAUUGAAGUUUUAAAACAUGGGGCAUCACCAGAAAUCAGCGAUAAAGCAGGUUUAAGUCCUUUAUUCUGUGCCUUGACUGAAGGUUCUGAAAAGUCAGCCAGGUACAUGAUACAGAGCGGGUGUGACGUGAAUAAAGCAGAUAGUAAUGGUCAUACCGUACUCUACACCCUCCUUCAUAGUAAAUAUAUCAAACGAUUUGAACAGAUUUUGGAAGAUCUUCUUAAAACAGGUUAG
Messenger RNA from Lottia gigantea (owl limpet), 546 nucleotides. RefSeq lists its product as hypothetical. Bases 1 to 546 code for a protein of 181 amino acids. Gene Ontology annotation, molecular function: protein binding. Lineage: Eukaryota; Metazoa; Mollusca; Gastropoda; Lottiidae. The transcript is spliced from 2 exons. The record is from RefSeq and is a predicted model, not a curated record.